Messenger RNA from Laetiporus sulphureus 93-53, 312 nucleotides. RefSeq lists its product as uncharacterized. The record is from RefSeq and is a predicted model, not a curated record. Lineage: Eukaryota; Fungi; Basidiomycota; Agaricomycetes; Polyporales; Laetiporaceae. Gene Ontology annotation, molecular function: nucleic acid binding. The annotation marks the transcript as partial. The transcript has 2 exons.
AGAGCAGUUGCAGAGAUAAUCAUGAACAACAGGGCACCAUUUAUUGCACCCCUGAAACACCUUCACAAACAAUAUGAGAUCAUCCAUAUUCAGAUCUCAGUGUACAACUCACAAGCCAAUGAUAUCAUGAAACAGCAGCACUUUGAUGUUCAGAAAGUGGCUAUGAAGGUCUAUGAUGAAGGGAACACAAUGGACUGGCCGAAGGUCAUACAUGCUGUGUCUAUUCAAAAGAGUACUGGGCAGUCUCUGCACUUCAUGGUACAUGGGGUAAAACCAGUAUUUCUGUUCAAUCUCACAGAAGCUAUGAACCUC